This is a messenger RNA of Pseudophryne corroboree (corroboree frog), 5560 nucleotides long. RefSeq names its product aggrecan (gene ACAN). The transcript is spliced from 18 exons. Gene Ontology annotation, cellular component: synapse; perineuronal net. The record is from RefSeq and is a predicted model, not a curated record. Gene Ontology annotation, biological process: cell adhesion; skeletal system development; positive regulation of neuroblast proliferation. Gene Ontology annotation, molecular function: hyaluronic acid binding. Bases 297 to 5429 code for a protein of 1710 amino acids. Lineage: Eukaryota; Metazoa; Chordata; Amphibia; Anura; Myobatrachidae.
AGAUUGUGAAAAAAAUUCUUUCCUUCAAACUCACUUACAAUACACUACAGCCCUGCUAUCUCUCCUGCUGCUGCUGCUGCAAACUGCCUGCUAAGAACCUGACACAGUACCAUAAGGGAGGAUUUUGCAUACUAAAGGUGGAAGGCUGGGAAACAUCAGAAAGCUGCUGAAGAAAUCAUUAUUAAGAAGACUGUCAACAAAUUCUCCUAUCAAACAAGAGACCAACAUAAAGUUUUCUGCCAGGUGUAUGGGACAUAGAUUAUUCAAAUACUGCACUGAACUUUUAAAGGUAAACUAUGACCACUUUAUUACUAGUGUUCGUGUGUUUGCGGGUCAUCGCUGCAGCAAUAUCAGUGGAGGUUUCAGACCAUGCUAACACACUGAGUGUUAGUAUACCCUCGGAGGUUCCACUGAACGUCCAGCUUGGACACUCAAUUAUCAUCCCAUGUUACUUCAUCAAUGCUUUGGAACAUGUGACUGUGGUUCCCUCAACAGCACCUUUAACACCCAGAAUCAAGUGGAGCAGACACAACAAGGGACGUGAGACUGUUCUGCUGGUAGCCACUGAUGGCAAAAUCCGCCUGAAUGAUGCCUACAAGGAUCGCAUUUCUUUACCAAACUAUCCUUUCAUUGAUACUGAUGUCAGUUUGGAAAUUGCAAACCUUUUGUCCAGUGAUUCAGGGAUCUAUCGCUGCGAAGUUAUGCAUGGAAUUGAGGACAGCCAAGACACAGUACAGGUCAAUGUGAAAGGAAUCGUUUUCCACUACAGAGCAAUCUCCACCAGAUACACCUUGGACUUUGAGAAUGCCAAAAAAGCUUGCAUUCAGAACAGUGCAACCAUUGCUUCCCCGGAACAGCUUCAAUCUGCGUACGAUGAUGGGUAUCACCAAUGUGAUGCUGGAUGGCUUUCUGAUCAGACAGUACGUUAUCCAAUCCAUGAUCCACGUGAACCAUGCUAUGGUGACAAGGACAUAUUCCCUGGUGUUAGAACAUAUGGUAUUCGAGAAACUGAUGAAACUUAUGAUGUAUAUUGCUAUGCCGAAGAUAUGCAAGGUGAAGUGUUUUAUGCAACAUCUCCUGACAAAUUUACUUUCCAAGAGGCAGAAAAACAAUGCCAAACCCUUGGAGCCAGAUUGGCCACCACAGGACAGCUCUAUCUGGCUUGGCAGACUGGCAUGGAUGUGUGCAGUGCUGGUUGGCUGGCAGAUCGCAGUGUUAGGUACCCAAUAUCCAUUGCUCGCCCCAACUGUGGUGGAAAUUUAGUUGGAGUCAGAACUGUUUAUCUCUACCCUAACCAGACUGGAUAUCCAGAUCCAUUAUCCCGCUAUGAUGCUAUCUGCUACAGAGAUGAACCUGAGAACAUUACUAUUCAAACUGUGACCCAGCCUGGUCUGGAGCUCAUCUUACAGCAGAAUGCUACUGAAGAGGAAGCCCGUGGCAGUAUUGCUACUCUGGAAGGGAUAGACUUCACCCUCACACCUUCUGAAGAUGGCUUCACAGCAACUCCAGAAUUCCUAGUAACAUCAUUAAGUCCAGAAAAUAUGACAGAAGAUGGGUUUCAGCUUUGGCUUGAAAAUAUCACCGAUGUUCCCUCCAUCGAAGCUACAGGCACAGCAGAGGAGGAAAUAAUACCAGUUACCGUUGCUUUUGAUGCCGUUCAGCAAGGAAAACCUAUAUCCGAGACUGGUGUUGUGUUCCAUUACCGGGCUGGAUCCAGUCGAUACUCCUUAAACUACACUCAGGCAAAGCAAGCAUGUCAGGACAAUCAUGCCGUCAUUGUCACCCCUGCUCAGCUCCAGGCUGCCUAUGAAGCUGGAUUCGAUCAGUGUGAUGCUGGAUGGGUAUCAGAUCAAACUGUCAGAUACCCAAUUGUUACUCCUAGAGAGAACUGCCAUGGAGAUAGGAACGGCUUUCCUGGGGUUAGGAACUAUGGAGUGGUCAAUCCAGAAGAAAAGUAUGAUGUGUACUGUUAUAUAGACAAGCUCAGAGGUGACGUGUUCUUCGCAACCCAACCAGAUCAGUUCACUUUCCAAGAGGCAGUGGAGUUUUGCGAAAGCAAGAAUGCCACAUUAGCCUCCACUGGACAGCUCUAUGCUGCCUGGAAGCUGGGACUGGACAAGUGCAGAGCAGGCUGGCUAUCUGAUGGUAGCAUCCGUUACCCUAUUGUGUCACCACGUCGAGUUUGUGGGGGUGAUAAACCUGGAGUGCGGACAGUCUAUGUCCAUCCAAACCAAACAGGAUUCCCUGAUGCCUUGUCCAAACACCAUGCCUUUUGUUUUAGAGCUGCUCCAUUUGUAGAAGAAGAAGUUACACCAUCAAUUGAAGAAGAAAUUUUUGUAACUCAGGUACUUCCUCAUUUGGAGGGAUUACCUUCUGGGGAAGAGACUACUGUGGAAACGGUGAUUGCCACUGAAUUUGAGAAUGAGACAGACUUCUGGCUGGCAAAUGUCACUGCCCUUCCAACUGUUGAAUUAUUAGAGACAGUGAGCCCUUCAGCGAUUCCUCCUGUGAGUUUACUCCCAGAAGAUGUAAGUGGAGAUGCAUCUGUAGGAGUCAGUGGUGUUAGCGGCAUUCCAUCUGGCGAACCCAGUGGAGAGAUCUCUGGAAUUUGUGAAACAAGUGGGGACCUCUCUGGUACAAGUGGAUUGUCAUCAGGAGUUGGAAUUUGUGGAGAGCCAUCAGGAAGCGGUUUUCCAUCUGGUUUAGAUAUUUCUGGAGAAACCAGUGCGAGUGGACUUCCAUCAGGAGAGGUUUCAGGUGAAUUGCCAUCAGGUGAAAUGAGUGGUUUGCCUUCUGGGUUACCUUCUGGAGAUGAAAGUAUAUCCGGAUCAGCUUCUGGAGACCUAGAUAUUAGUGGACUGCAUUCCGGAAUAACAUUCAUUAGUGGGGAGACAUCUGGAGCUGACUUUGUAAGUGGUUUUGGAGAUAUUAGUGAACUGCUUUCUGGUAGUGGAGAUGUCAGUGGACUACCAUCUGGCUUUGAAUUUAUCAGUGGACUGCCUUCCGGUAGUGGAGAUGUCAGUGGACUGCCAUCUGGUUUUGAAUAUAUCAGUGGUCUGCCUUCUGGUAGUGGAGAUGUCAGUGGACUGCCUCCUGGUUUCCCUACAAUCAUACAUGUGGAGACAACUUGGAUUGAAGGUGUAACAAAAACACCAGAAACUGAAGCAGAAGGGAAAGGAUUAACUGAGAUUAGUGCAUCGGGAGAGCUAUCUGGAUUACCAUCCAGUGAUUUUAGUGGUGAACCUUCUGGAUUAGAUAGUAGUGGCCUACCCUCUGGAUUUUUUGAUGUGAGUGGAGAUGUUUCAGGUGUGGAUGUUAGUGGCUUUCCAUCUGGAAUCCCAGAACAUAGUGGAGACCUGUCAGGGUUUCCUGAACUUAGUGGGGAUAUUUCUGGUGAUAGUGGGGAAUCAUCUGGAAUAAUCGAUAUUAGUGGUGAAGUAUCUGGAGUAAUUGAUAUCAGUGGUGAUUUCUCUGGAGUAAGUGAUUUUAGUGGCGAUCUAUCUGGAAUAUUAGAUGUUAGUGGUGAUUUUUCUGGCAUAAGUGGUGAAUCUUCAGGUCUCGUUGACAUAAGUGGUGAAUCUUCUGGAGCUGUUGAUAUAAGUGGACAACCAUCUGGUGUGAGUUCUGGUAUUUUUGAUGAAAGUGGUGAACCAUCUGGUGUUACGCUCAUAGAUGAAAGCUUAACAGAACUUUUUAGACCAUCAGAAAAGGAGGAGGAAGGAAAGGGGUCUGUAGAAACAAGUGGUAUUUUUUCAGGUGAUUUUUCUGGUGAAUUAUCUGGGAUUUCUGGUGUUAGUGGUGAGCCCUCAGGUUUUAUAGAUACCAGUGGCUUUGUCUCUGGAGACGUUCCCAGUGGUGAAGUAGAUAUCAGUGGACUGUCAAGUGGUGUUAUUGAUUUAAGUGGGGAAACUUCUGCAAUUGACUUUGUAAGUGGUUUACCUUCUGGCAUUGAUGAUAUAAGUGGACUCACAUCUGGUAUCCCUACAAUAUCUCAUUUAGAUUUCCCUAUAAUAGAGGCCCCGACAACAGGACCUGUUACAGAAGAGGCAGGUCAGGGUCCAUCAGGAAUAUUUGAGAUUAGUGGAUUUUCUUCAGGAGAAUCAUCUGGAAUUAUUGAUUUAAGUGGAAUGCCAUCUGCCACACAAGAAAGUGGAGAUGUUUCUGGCAUCUUUACUUCAGGCAUCCCUGACAUUAAGCUUAUUACUGAUGAAUUAAUUGAAGCUGUGACCAAACCAACAGUUUCACAAGAGUUAGGUGGUAUAACCUAUCCAUAUUUUAUCGAAACCUCAGCAUCUGGGGAUAUUAGUGGUGAGGCACCUCUCACUAUUCCUGAAAUCAGUGGAGAUCCAUCUGGAAUACCUUUAACUAGUGGUUAUCCUGACAGAGAAGGAAGUACAGAAUCCAGUGCUGACAUUUCUGGGCAUCAGACUGUUCCUACUCAAGAUUUGUCAGGGGAAACAUCUGUACCUGAAAUCAUUAUUAGCACUUCAGAACCAGAAUCUGAAUUAAAACUUGUCUCAAAAGAACCGGAGGAAGCAAAAAAAGACACAGAGCUAUCUGCUUCUGCAUCUGGAGACGUUGCAGAUGACACCAUACCGACAUCAUUACCCUUGAUAGAAGUUGCACCUCAAGUUUUUCCUGAGACAACUGAAAUUGAAGGAAUUAUUGGAUCAUGUGCUGAUAUCGAAUGUGGGUCUGGAACGUGUGUAGAAAAAGAAGGGCGAGUUCACUGUCUGUGCCCACCAGGGUAUGGAGGCGACAACUGUGCUAUAGAUCUUGAAAUGUGUGAUGAAGGGUGGACCAAAUUCCAAGGACAUUGCUACCAGCACUUUUCUGAGAGAGAAACCUGGGUGGAUGCAGAGAAUCAAUGUAGAAGCCACCAGUCCCACCUAUCUAGCAUCCUGUCACCUGAGGAACAAGAGUUUGUGAAUGGCAAUGCACAAGACUAUCAGUGGAUUGGACUUAAUGAUAAAACUCUUGAGAAUGAUUUCCGAUGGUCAGAUGGCAAUCCUUUGCAAUAUGAAAACUGGAGGCCAAACCAGCCAGAUAACUUCUUUGCCACAGGAGAAGAUUGUGUGGUGAUGAUCUGGCAUGAGAAGGGAGAAUGGAAUGAUGUGCCCUGCAACUACCACCUGCCAUUCACAUGCAAGAAGGGAACAGUGGCAUGUAGUGACCCUCCAGUGGUUGAGAAUGCAUAUACAUUAGGAAGAAAGAAAGACCGGUAUGAAAUUAGCUCAUUAGUUCGAUACCAGUGCAACCAAGGAUUCCUACAGCGCCAUGUUCCUAUAAUUCGGUGCCUACCAACUGGGCAGUGGGAAGAGCCAAGAAUACAGUGCAUAGACACUUCCACUUACAGACACAAGAGAAGCUCCAGACGUCGAUCGAAAUCCAUUGGCAGAAAUGCACAGAAAUCAGCCCAAGAAAAAUAAACACAAAAGACCAAAACAUUAUUGUAAAGAACAUUUAUAUUAACAAUGUCAAUUUAAUUUUGUUUUGUCAUGUAAGGAGUUUAUAUUGAAGAAACCCAGGCUGUAUAUAUAAAAAAAAGCACCAAAGCAAA